GUACUUGGCAAUUUUCUUCAUUGGACUCAUUGUAUUGCGCCUGAAGUGGCAACCAGCUCGAUUUUCCAGCAGUGUUUUGUGUGUUCAUAGCGACCAAAGACGCAGAUUCAUAAGUUUACCAAGCAGUGUAUUUUAUUUUCGGAAAACUUUCCAGACAGCUACAUUUAAAUGGCACCCAAUUUACACUUUAACAAGGAGGAGAUUGAAGCCUUGACCAACAUGUUCAAGGCUCUGGGAAAGGCUAACCCAUCCAGGCCAGAGAAGCUUGAGAGGACUCAAGUCAGGGAGCAGCUGCAUGUCCAGUUUGGAGUGACAGACGACAUCAUCCUAGACAGAAUUGUCAGAGUAUUUGAUCUUGAUAGUGAUAAUUACAUCAACUUGUCAGAGUGGCUUCAAGGCUUGUCUGUAUUCUUAAAGGGAACGUAUGAAGAGAAGAAGCAGUUUUGUUUUAAGGUAUAUGACCUGAACGAUGAUGGGUUCAUCACAAGGGAGGAGCUCUUCAACCUUCUCAAGAGCAGCAUGACCAAGCUUCAGACAGAGGAAGACCCCGAUGAGGGCAUCAAGGAACUCUUGGAAAUCGCCAUCAAGAGGAUGGAUAUAGACAAGGAUGGUAAGAUUGGCCAGGAUGAUUUCUCACAAGCAGUUGAUACUGAUAUCUUGUAUUUGGAACACUUUGGAUCAUGCCUUCCAGAGCCCAAAGAUGUGAAGGCGUUCUUCAAGGUGGCGGCCAAAUACCCUCCUCACAAGGAGAGAUAUUACUAGCAUCUCUGAGAAACAGUUGGAUGUUGACAGAUUCUUGGCGACCCUUUGCAGUAAGACUGUCAGCAACAACUAGUAAGAUAACGACAAAUUCACACAUAGUUUCACAUGACAACAUUCCAUAGUUUGGAAAGAAAAAAUCUAAAUUGGAAGAUAAUGACUUCCGUGGCUCUGAGCAGAGGUGUCAACAAGUUCUGGGCGGUCUGAUCCUGAGAUAUGCAAUCUUAUCAUUUUCUCCAUCCCAAACUUUGGCGAAGAAUGUCAGAAUAGCUUCCUUUUCCUGCGUGAAGUAACUUGGACAAGUGUGAAUCUGCCUAGGUACAUUUGAGGUCAUCGCAGGUUUUUCAAGGAUUGUUUUGUUAUUUUUCAACAAAUGCUAGAGGCAAAAGCAAGGUACCCAUCAGAAUUGUACUCAAUGAACACAUGUACACCAUUAUUUAAAACAAAACUACCAGAACUUCUUACAAAAAGGGACAAUUGCAACGGUUCUUGCAGUUUGGCACUGUGUACAUAAUAUUUUUGUAUAGUUAAUGUGAAGAUGAGUGGUGGUAGCAUUACAUAUGAUCUGAAACAAGAAUUUUUCUCCGUCCAAAGACAUGAAGUUAUAUAUAUAGUGCCUUCAGGCUUUUAAUUGAAACAUAGGCCGUUUUCUAAUACUCGACUUGGGCUCCGUCUCAGGCUUCAACUGUUUUUUACUUCCUGUCUUUGAGGUUGUAAGCG
Acanthaster planci (crown-of-thorns starfish) is the source of this 1479-nucleotide messenger RNA. RefSeq names its product calaxin-like. Lineage: Eukaryota; Metazoa; Echinodermata; Asteroidea; Valvatida; Acanthasteridae. The record is from RefSeq and is a predicted model, not a curated record. Gene Ontology annotation, molecular function: calcium ion binding.